Messenger RNA from Chlamydomonas reinhardtii, 3027 nucleotides. RefSeq lists its product as uncharacterized. Gene Ontology annotation, molecular function: protein binding. The record is from RefSeq and is a predicted model, not a curated record. NCBI's taxonomy places the organism in Eukaryota, Viridiplantae, Chlorophyta, Chlorophyceae, Chlamydomonadales, Chlamydomonadaceae. The coding region runs from base 216 to 3008 and encodes 930 amino acids. The transcript has 5 exons.
UAAUAACAUGAAGCUUUACACUGUGUGCCAUGGAACAGAACUACCCGAAUGCAAGUUGAAGCUAGGCCGCUGCAUGCCAUGACAAGAAUUGGGGGACUCAUUCGUGACUGUGACCAUGUGCGCUUUGCAGCUGCCAAGCUAAAGAACAUCGUCGGGCUAGCACAAUCUAAGUUGUGAUAAGCCGGCUAGACUGAGUAAUUGGUGCAAACGCCGUCAUGCAUUGCGCAGCCGGCAGCAGCGGUGUCGGCGCCCAACGUGGUGCCAGUGCCAGCGGCUCCAGUAACGCGUCGUGCCUCCCGGGUUCGCGGCAUGUGCUGCCGACCAGCCGCACGCUGCCGAGCUGCAAAUCGGCGGCACCAGCACCAAAUCCGCGUCAGGCGCCAGGCGCCUGCUGGCGCCUGCUGCAUUGCACGUUCACGCGCAGCGCCAGGCCAGCGGCAGCAGCCACCGCUGCCGCUGCGUUCUCUUCCGCCACCGCCGCCGCUGGCAUCACCACGCGGCCCCAGCAGCUGCCCCCAGCUGCCAGCACAGCGUCAGUGGCCGCAAUCACUGGUAGUCCCUGGCCCGCACGGCCAAAGAGCCGCUCGAGCAGACUCUUCCCUGCACCCAGCAGCGGCGGCGGCGGCGGCGGCUUUCACAGGGGCAGGGGUGGUGGUGCGGGCGGACGGUGCAGCGCUCUGCCACGCCACUACGGCCCCGUGGAGCUGAGGCAGCUGCCAGGCCGGGGCCGGGGCCUGGUGGCGGUGCGGGAGCUGCGCCCCGGUGACCUGGUGCUGGUGGCACUGCCGGUGGCGGUCGUGUACAGCGGCGGGCGGGGCGAGGAGGCGGAGGAGGGGGAGGGGGAGGAGGGAGAAGAGGAGGGGGAGGGAGAAGAGGAGGAGGAGGAUAAGGAGGAAGAGGAGGAGGGCGAUGAGGGCGACGCUCCGCCGGUGGAGGCGCUGGCUCGGCGCAUCACGCGCGGCCCGCCCCUGAGUGCCGCCCAGCGCCGGCUGCUGGCGCUGAGCUAUGACGGCAGUGCCGCCAGCCUGCAGGCCUGCCCCAACAUGGGUGCGCUGCUGGAGGAGCUGCAGCGGCUGGAUGUUGCUACAGCCGCGCGGCAGGAGCCUGAGGGCGCGGCGGCAGUAGCACAGCCAGCGGGCAGGAAUGGCGGCGGCGGUGGCAGUGGCGGCGGUGAUGGUGGUGGGCUGAGCUACAGCCGGGUGUUGAGGCUGCUACAGCUCAACUGCUUCUCCGAGGCCACUAUGGACCCAGCCGCCGGCAUUGCGGCGGCAGAGGCGGCUGUAGCAGCGGUGCGCAUGGCAGCCGCGGAGGAGGGGCUGGGGUUGGCGGCAGUAGCAGCCGGUCUUGGCAGUAGCACUACUGACGCCGAGGGGGCGGCUCGGCAGGGGCUGUCAGAGCUGGCGGCGCUGCCCUUCCUGCGUCUGGCGGCCACAGCCGCUGACGCUGGCGGCAGUAGCAGCAGCGCCUCUGCCGCCAGCACCACCAGUGGCAGCAGUAGCAGCGGUGGCAGCAGUGCCGCGCAGGGCCGCUGGUGGCGGCUGCUGCGGGAGCGGCCCGGCCACACGGGGUUGUGGACGGAGCACGCGCUCAUGAACCACUCGUGUGCGCCGGCCGUGUGCCAGUACGUGGUGGGGAGGGCCAUGGUGGUGCGCGCAGUUCGCCGCAUCCGUGCGGGCGAGGAGGUGUGUGACAGCUACCUGGGGCCGGAGCUGGCGGCGCCACUGCAGGUGCGUCGCGCCGCGCUGCAGGCCCAGUACGGCUUCACGUGCGCCUGCAGCCGCUGCUGCCUGGAGGAGCAGCUGGCGGAGCAGGCGGCGGCGGCGGCGCAGCAGCAGCUGCUGCUGGCCACUGACACUGGGGCGGCGGGGCGGCGGCCGCGCCUGCCGGCACUGCUGCUGGCGGCCUGGCAGGCAGUGGACUCGCGCGCGGCGCCGGCGGCGGUCCGACUCAUGCAGCUGGUCGCGUCGGGAGCGGCGGCAGGCGUGGAGGCGGAGCCGGAGGCGGACGAGGAGGAAGGGGAAGAGGAGGGGCUUGACGAGGGGCAGGAGGGCGAGGGCGAGGAGGACGAGGGCGAAGCGCUGGUGUGUGACGAGGCGGCGGCGGCCUGGGUGGAUCAGCUGCUGGGAGCCGCGCUGGCAGGCGCGGAGGAAGCGGCGGCUGCAGGCGAGCUCGCGGCAAGCAGUGGCGGCAGUAGCGGGAGCAGUGGCAGCAGCACAGCCGCUGGGCAGCUGCUGGCGCUGGCGAAUGCUCUGGACCGGCUGGUGGAGGCGGUGGCGGCGGAGGUGGACGCGGCGCUGGGGGGCGCUGCGCCGACGUCAGCAGAGCAUCAGGACUCAGAGCAGGGGCGGUGGCUGCAGUUCUGUGUGAGUGGCGCUCUGGACCUGUCCAUCACGUGUCGAAGGGUGGCAUUGAUGGCCUCUCAGCGCCAGUGCCAGCAGAACCAGGUGCAGGAGGGGCAAGAGUGUGCUGGCGGCGUGGAGGCAGUGGAGUCGGGGGCGGUGGUGGGAGCAGCGCCGGACUGGGCGGCGCGGCAGGAGCGGCUGCUGCGGGCGCGGCGGCUGCGGCUACUGGGCCUGGCAGCGGCGGCGGUGCCGGGCAGUGCCUUCCACGUGGACGCCGCGGUGGAGGCGGCCAUGGCGGCGGCGGAGGGGGCGGCGGAGGGGGCGGCGGCGGCGGCGGGGGCGGCGGAGGGGGGUCCGCUGGGGGUGCUGCAGGAGCUGCGGCGGUUGCGGGGGCGAGGACAGGGCGCAGGGCGGGCCAGUGGGCUUGACUCCGGUGGCGGUAAGGAGGUUGGGCAGCGGUCUAGGCGGCAGGGGGAAGAGGAUGUGGCGGCAGGGGAAGAGGUGGCGGCAGGGGAAGAGGAGGCGGAGCUGCGGGCGCUGGUGGCGGCGGGGUGGGGGCGAGACGAGGCGGGUGCGCUGCUGGUGGCGCUGCGGGCGCGGUAUGGGCGGCUGGGGGGCGUGGCGGCUGUGUCCGAGCUAUUGGAGGCGUGGGUGAAGGCGGGCUAGAGGUAUACCGCCUCUACAU